Hydatigera taeniaeformis is the source of this 1251-nucleotide messenger RNA. The record is from the annotation of a GenBank genome assembly. NCBI's taxonomy places the organism in Eukaryota, Metazoa, Platyhelminthes, Cestoda, Cyclophyllidea, Taeniidae.
AUGAUACUUGCAAAGUGCCCCAUUUGUCAAGAGUUCCUGGGAUCUGAUGUAAAUGACCACAUAUCAGCCCUCUUUUGUGGUCAUGCUUACCACGCAACCUGCAUCAAGAAAUGGCUGGAAACUUCCUCUACCUGUCCUCAGUGCCGCAUCUUGGUCUUCGGUUCGGACUUGAUUCCGCGGCUUUACUUCUCAUUUAUCGACGAUUUCUCCGAAUUAAAUGGAAAUGUUCAACAGACUGGUUGCCUCCAACCUUCAAAUAUUCAAGAUGUUUCAUCAACACAUUUGGAAAUCGUGAGGCUUCGUGGUGAACUGUCCUCCUUGGAAGCCCGUAUGAAAUUAGCAGAGCGUAAAAUCAAUGAGCAAGCAACCGAAAUAAACACAAUCUCCGAGCUCUACAGGGAGACUAGUGAACUUUAUCGACUUGAACAACAAAAGUGUCUGCAGGCAAGAACACAGCUCUCUGGUUACUCCAAAGUUGUGAAGGAAGCCCAGGAGAUGCAGGAUGAGUGCCUUCAACUGCGCCAAAAAGCAACCGAACUGAAAGACAUUGAGACCUUGGUCCGAUCAAAUGAAAAUGCCGCAAUGGAGUUGAUGCAGAAGUAUAGAAACCAAAAUGGCAACUAUUCUCCUGAAACAAUUUGUAAUCUCUUUCGCUGGGUGGCUAUUCUUCGUGGGGAAUUAUCGGAGACCCAAAACCGAUCGCGGAAGUAUCGUGCAGACGCCCAUCGGCUACGGCGCUCUCAUGCAGCAUCCACCAGACUCGUCACCGAUUUAGAACAGCAAUUGGAGCACUACAAGAACCGUGUGACACAAAUGGAAUCCGAAAUGAUGCACCUACUCAGUCAAUCUGCACGCAGUCCACCAGCUGCAGAAUCGCCCCCUCUCCCCACCAGCUCCACACCUACAAGCGAAUUGAUAGCAACUCCGGGCGCUGGAAACAACCUUGGCUUCAAGCAGUGUCUGCAUUUUAUCGAAAUGUUUACUCCGGAGAUCAACCCUAGAACACCGAAAGGUCUAGUUGGCAGCGUACUACCCGAAAUCACCCAGGUGACACCGCGCGUCAAUCCAUUCAAGUGCGAAUCUACCCCGAAAGUGGAUGAUCAUGUGGAUGCAAGCAAGGGGGACGCGCCAUCUCCCAGGGAGUUCAGUCGUAGGCCUUCCAGCCUUUUCAGGCUCGCCAUAAUGAGGAACUUUAAUAACAGAACCGGGGCCAAUUCAAAAUCCCAACACUGCCCUGUGCAAUGUACUUGA